Molecule: messenger RNA, 624 nt
Organism: Ixodes scapularis (black-legged tick)
Lineage: Eukaryota; Metazoa; Arthropoda; Arachnida; Ixodida; Ixodidae
Exons: 5
Coding region: 1-624 (207 amino acids)
Biological process (GO): symbiont-mediated perturbation of host defenses
Molecular function (GO): amine binding
Source: RefSeq, a predicted model, not a curated record
AUGAAGACAUUUUUUAGAGUUUCCUUAAUAACUUUGUUUGCUGUUUUUUGCAAACCCGAAGACCAGUGUGAAUGUCCUCCAGGAGAUAUCCUCGAAAGCUUAACUAAUAUUUUGGAAUCUCGAAAUGCGUGGGACUUUCUCAAAACUACAGACAGAUUAUACCUGCUGUAUCUUCCAUAUUGGUAUAAACUUAAUGGAAAACAGUGCGUUACCAGUGAAUUCUCAUCUGCCUCUUUUCCAACCAUUAUUCGCACGAUAAGUUACAUAAAUUCCUUAGCGAGAACUCCCAAAAGCGAAACUAAAACAGUAACGUUAACCAUGGAAGAAACACAACACAAACCCCGAAGAUCGACGUAUUUUACCACCAAUAAUUUCCCCCAGCUUGAUAACAAAUUUCCAAUUUACUAUUACGACUCGAAGUGCCUAAUAUAUAAAAUGACGGAACGCUUAACUGAUGGACGAAAAGGAUGUGCUCUCUGGGUAAGGGACAACGACAAGGACAAGGAGCUGACCUUCUGCAAAUUCAUUUACAAAAUUUUUUGUACAGUGAACCCCCUAGUCGUAUAUAAAAAACAGGCAUGUGAUGAACUUGUGCCAAAAAACACGAAACUUACAAAAAAUUAA